AAAAAAAUUUGACCUCUGUGAUGAAGAAACCUACGUAGCCACUUAAAACUAUUACCGAUUUGGGCGGAGGUAACGAAUACGUACACCACCCGUUAUCGGCAUAACAAAAACCCUAACCCUAAACAUUAAAUGCCGGGUGUACGUAUUCUUUACUUUCGCCCAGAUUUGUCUUAAAAACCGAAAGGCUAAUGUAAUCUAAGGUAAACUCUAUCAGGAAACAAUGACCUGAUGCACCUGGUUAGAUUUCUGUUGUUGUAACACUCUCUACUGAUUAGAGUUGAAUUCUUCCCCUAUGUUCAAUGUCACUUCCGCUAUGUCACCCGCUGCUAAAUCUUUAAACAUUUGUAGUUUUAUUGCUUUCUCUUUAAACUGCUUUAAUAAUAACAAAUUAAUUAACUGCUCUAGUUAAAAUAAAAGAUUGUUCAUAAGUCAAAAGGAAAUAGCUAUAUCUUGUAAGUGGUACCUGAAGGAAUUGGUUAAAUUUCUCGAUAUUCUCAUCAAUUUGCAAGUCUAGCUACUUCAACACUGCUCGCAUUAUUUAUCUUUUAACUACAUUAUUAUGUUAUCAGAUGACAUUGAAAUAAAAAUAUUUUACGAAACAUUAUCAACACAUUUAACAACUACAGGAAACUGAAAUUAACUUCAAGCUGAAGUCAGCAAGUAUCUACAAUUCUUGGCUGAAUGGGUGUGAAAAAUUGCAAGAAUUCUUUUACAAAUUUCUACCAGAAGAUUCUAUCUACUUAUUAAACAUUGGAGAUUUACCAUGAAGCUUUACUUCGCUCAUGUAAUGACUUUGAUAUCUAGAUAUGAUGGUUAACUAGAGAUAAAUAACCAUUUAGUUGUUGGUUUUUAAUGUCAAGGUUCCAUUCAAAUAAAUCCACUUGAAGUUCUUUCUUAAGACUGGAUACUGUUAGAGUUGAGCAAAGACAAUCAUACACAAACAAUAUAGAUUAAAAAGAAAAUAAUGGAUGAAAAAUCAGAACAUGAAACUACUGAGUCAUCUAAUCAAACACAGGAAAAUGCAGAAGUGAAACCACACCCUUGUGAUAAAUGUGGAAAGUUAUUCACUACAAGUAAUUUGUUGUCCUGCCAUAAAUGUGCUGAUGCAGGAAAAGAAAUUCACUCCUGUGAUAUCUGUGGUAAAAUAUUCUCAGAAAGUAGUUCUUUAGCUUCCCAUGAGUGUAUUCCCACAGGUGAGAAACCAUACCACUGUGAUAUUUGUGGUAAAUCAUUCUCUCAAAGUAGUAAUUUCUCUCGACACAAACAUAUUCAUACAGGAAGAAAACCAUACCACUGUGAUAUUUGUGGUAAAAAUUUCUCCCAGAAAGAUAGUUUCUCUCGACACAUACGUGUUCACACAGGAGAGAAACCAUACCAUUGUGAUGACUGCGGUAAAGCUUUUUCUGAGAAUGGUCACUUAGUUGCCCACAAACGCACUCACACCAGAGAGAAACCAUACCGUUGUGAUGUCUGUGGUAAGGCAUUCUCUGUAACCAGUAAUUUAGUGACCCAUAAACGUAUUCAUACAGGGGAAAAACCAUAUCAUUGUGAUGUCUGUGGCAAAUCAUUCUCCAUAUCUAGUACUUUAGCUUCCCAUAAACGCAUUCACACAGGAAAAAGACCGUAUUACUGUGAUAUUUGUGGUAAGACAUACUCUGGGAGUUUUGAGUUGACUCGUCACAAACGCAUUCACACAGAAGAGAGACCUUAUGACUGUGAUAUUUGUGGUAAAACAUGUUCCGGAAGCGCUAAUUUGUCUCGCCACGUUCGUAUUCACACAGGAGUAAGACCAUACCACUGUGAUAUUUGUGGUAAAACAUUCUCACAAAACAGUCAUUUUGCUCGACACAAACGUAUUCAUACAGGUGAAAAGCCAUACCACUGUGAUAUCUGUGAUGAAACAUUUUCUCGAAGUGAUAAUUUAACUAAACAUAAACGUACCCACACAGGAGAGAAACCAUAAAUGUACAAUAUCUCUAGUCAGAUGUUUUCUACAAAUUAUAUAUUUUAAAAUAAAUUAAUUUGUUUUUUUGGAUUUCAUCA
Messenger RNA from Octopus sinensis (East Asian common octopus), 2043 nucleotides. Its product is annotated as zinc finger protein 708-like. Gene Ontology annotation, biological process: regulation of transcription by RNA polymerase II. The record is from RefSeq and is a predicted model, not a curated record. The transcript is spliced from 2 exons. Lineage: Eukaryota; Metazoa; Mollusca; Cephalopoda; Octopoda; Octopodidae. Gene Ontology annotation, molecular function: DNA-binding transcription factor activity, RNA polymerase II-specific; RNA polymerase II cis-regulatory region sequence-specific DNA binding; protein binding. Bases 965 to 1963 code for a protein of 332 amino acids.